UUCACCAAAAAUAUGAUAAAAAGUUAUCUUCUAAAAAAUCAUUCCAUGUCAUCAUAUCCCUUGAUCCAUAGCAAAGUUCUUCUUAAAAAUCAUUCUAUUGUUACAAAUAUAAGAAACUGUUAAAACCGUUAACAAGAUUCAUAUCUGUUAUUCAAAAACAAUGAGAGAAGGAGGAAGAAGGCUUUCGGAUCCAAACUUUUCAUUCCACUUUUCCGACACGGAUGGAGAAAUCAGCGACCGUCAUAGCGACUUCUCUGGUAACGAACCCGUGGGCUCUCCAAUGAUGAAGUCACCGUGGAACCCGGGUACACCAUGGACCAUGGCUAGCCUGGAUGAGGACUCAAGUUGUCCCAAGAACACGCUCGUAGGCUCGUUGGUGAGGGAAGAAGGGCAUAUAUAUUCCCUUGCAGCCUCGGGUGACCUCCUUUACACGGGAUCCGACAGCAAGAAUAUUCGUGUAUGGAAAAACAUGCAGGAGUUUUCGGCCUUCAAAUCCAAUAGUGGAUUAGUGAAGGCCAUUAUAGUAUCCGGAGAAAAGAUUUUCACCGGACAUCAUGAUGGUAGGGUUCGGGUUUGGAAAGCUAGCUCCAAGAACCCGAGCCAUUACCAUCGGGUAGGUACAUUCCCAUCUGUCUUUGGCGUCUUUGGUGUCUCAAUAAGGCCGAUUCAUCGGAAACAUACCGCGGUUUGGAUCAAACACUCCGACGUCAUUUCGUGCCUUAGUUUAGAUCAAGAAGUUGGUUUGCUUUAUUCGGGUUCAUGGGAUAGGACGUUUAAAGUAUGGAAAAUGUCAACCUCGAAAUGUGUCGAAUCGGUAAAGGCUCAUGAUGAUGCGGUUAACUCGGUCAUCUCGACAGUUGAAGGGUUUGUGUUCACUGGGUCCGCAGAUGGGUCGGUCAAGGUCUGGAAACGAGAAGGGAAAGGAAGAAAAUCAUUAAAGCAUAUCUACGUGAAGACGUUAUUGAAUCAAGAAAGUGCGGUAACCGCUUUAACAGUGUCGAAAAACGGAUCGUUUGUGUACAGCGGGACGUCAGAUGGAAUAGUAAAUUUUUGGGAGAGAGAAAACCAGCUAGCGCACGGUGGUUUGCUUAAUGGGCACAAGUUAGCGGUUCUAUGUCUUUCGGCUGCUGGAAGUUUGGUGUUUAGUGGGUCCGCUGACAAAAUGAUAUGUGUGUGGAAAAGGGAAGGGCUUAUCCACACAUGUAUGUCGGUACUCACCGGCCAUUCUGGGCCGGUGAAGUGUCUGGCGGUGGUCAGGGAGAUGGAGUCGACCACUGCCAGAAGAUGGAAGGUAUAUAGUGGGAGUUUGGACAAAUCAAUCAAAGUUUGGAGUGUGUCGGAAUUGGCCCCAGUCAUGCAACAAAUGACUGUUGUGCAGAAUGGAAGUCAAGUACGGUCGGCCAAAUAUUGAUUGUUCUUGUUUGUUUUGUUCAAGGGGCUUAUUUUGUGAUCUACUGCCUUGUGUAUAUGUGUGCUUCCGGUUGUAAUUUCUUCCUGUACAAUUGUUGGUUUCAAAUUUUUCGUUUUCAUGUAUAUUUCAUGAUUGUACCAAAAAGAAGUAACUUGAUAUGAUGGAGACCGAGUUGCACUA
Messenger RNA from Helianthus annuus (common sunflower), 1591 nucleotides. Its product is annotated as protein JINGUBANG. The record is from RefSeq and is a predicted model, not a curated record. NCBI's taxonomy places the organism in Eukaryota, Viridiplantae, Streptophyta, Magnoliopsida, Asterales, Asteraceae. The coding region runs from base 161 to 1411 and encodes 416 amino acids. The transcript has a single exon. Gene Ontology annotation, molecular function: protein binding.